GGGAGCCGAGCCAGAGCCGCUGCCGGCCGCCGGGCUGCUCGUCCGCUGGCAGGGAGGCGCGCUCCGCCGGCGGGCGACAAGGGCUGGGAGGCGGCCGCUGCCCCGGGAUGCCCGCUGCGCGCAGCCGGCGGCGGUCUGAGCCACUUCGCCCUGCGCGGAAAUGUAUGCAAGAAGAGUUCUGAGAGUUUAUUCUACUCCAUUCUGGUGUGAUUAAACAAGACACUGCUGUAUUUUACCUGAGCUUGGCAAAGCAAGGAUAUGAACAAUUGUGCAGGUGGGCUACUCAGGGCGAGUGAAGAGAUCAGGCAUCCAAUCAGGGACUGGCAACCUGCAGCUGGGCCAAUAUGCCCCUCCAUCAGAUUUCCGUAAUCCCAGCCCUGGAGACAGCCAGCAAUGGGAGAAGUUCAAUGGGCAGAAACAAAGAGAAGAACAAGGAAGCCGAGAAUUUCAGAAAUUGAAAAGGGAACAGAGGAAGGAGAAAAUGCUGGGCUGGUGUGAAGCGAUAGCCCGUAACCCUCACAGAAUCCCAAACAACACGAGAACACCUGAGAUCCCAGGGGAUCUGGCCGAUGCCUCACAAACCUCCACACUGAAUGACAAAUCCCCAGGGCGAUCUGCUAGCCGAUCAAGUAACAUUUCAAAAGCCAGCAGCCCCACAACAGGGACAGCUCCCCGGAGCCAGUCAAGGUUGUCUGUCUGUCCAUCCACUCAGGACAUCUGCAGAUCUUCCGUCUUGCAUGACAUGUCAGAAGAUGCAUUUGAACACUGUACCCCUGUCAUGGUCCUGAGUCCUGCUAAGGAUUCUGGUAAGAAACAAGUAAAACAGAAGCCUAGGAGGAGAAGGAGGGCCUCUGAGAGGUAUGAGCAUUCAGAAAAGCAGCUAAAAGGGAGAAAAAAUGACUUCCACCUCCAGAUAUCAAGCCCCAGAUGGAGGGAACUUUACACAGAUUCUUCAGAUUCAUCUUCCACAGAUGAGAGUCACUGGAAUCAGGCCAGGAGGAGAGCCCAGGUUAAACUCAGACUGUCACGGAGAAGGAGAAACAGUAAUAAAUCAUGUGGAAAUCUGGCCGGGUCUUCUAAUCCUAAAGGAAUUGAGCUUAUUGAUUUGGGAUCCAAAGGUGAGCAGCACCAGGAGAUGAUGGAAUGUGAGAGCUGCUCUUUAAACCUCUGCAGAGGAAAACUCCUAAGUUACCAUGAAUGCAGCGCUUCCCUGCCUAGGGGACCCGUUGAGAUGAAGCCACCCUCAAAGAACCAAGAGAGAAACAAAGGCAGAUUCUUCCCCCAAGAUCCUAAGCUCUUGCACAGUCUCAGACAAAAUCAAACAAUCAAGAAAAGGCUUUCAGAAGUGGAUUCCAGCACUGAAACACUGGCGGCCACAGAAGAUGGCAAGCAUGUGGAUGAUGCAGGGCUCCAGGUGCAUAGCUCGGUUCCACAGCCUCCUGCUGCCUGUGAUGAUGGGUCUGACCAUGUAGAAGUCUGCAGGAUUUGUCAUUGCGAAGGGGAUGAAGAGAGCCCCCUCAUCACACCCUGCCGCUGCACGGGGACCCUGCGCUUUGUCCACCAGUCCUGUCUCCAUCAGUGGAUCAAGAGUUCAGACACGCGUUGCUGUGAGCUCUGCAAGUAUGACUUCAUAAUGGAGACCAAGCUCAAGCCCCUUCGGAAGUGGGAAAAACUACAGAUGACUACGAGCGAGAGGAGGAAAAUAUUCUGCUCUGUCACAUUCCAUGUCAUCGCCAUUACCUGUGUGGUUUGGUCUUUGUAUGUAUUGAUAGAUCGGACAGCAGAAGAAAUCAAGCAAGGCAAUGACAAUGGGGUCCAUGCCAAGAUGUGAGACGUAUCAAGUCCAUGUAAAACUUCACAGGAGGAAACACGUAGAUGGCCUUCACCACCACCUUAGGCUUUUCAGGAGCUGAGUGAGGACCAGGUUCUACCUGACAUAAAAAGGCAAACAGUUGUAAAGAUGGAAUUUUAUUACAUUCACCUUACUUGUUGCUUCCUUUAAUGCACAGAGAGGACGCACCAGUAGAGAACGUGGUGUAACUUCUUAGUACCACAUAGUUUGACAGACUGGGCAAGCACUAUGGCUUCAAAUUUAAGCCACGCCCAGUUUGAGUGUAAAGCCAAUGUCAAGUUUGCGAAGAAAGAUGUUCCAGAAUAUCUUCUUGUAUUUAAAAUGGGCAGAUUGUUUAAAACAGAAGCAAAAUACAAAGCACAGUACUAUAAAAUGUCACCAAUACUCAUUUCUGUAGAUCCCCAGUUCUCUUUCCUGUCAGACACUAUGGGUGUCAACCACUAGCUUCCCUCACAGCUGGUGAAACAGGAAGCAGUAUUUCCACACACGCCUAGAAACUGUGAAUUUGAAAGGAGAAGUUUUUCAGAUGGUCCCAUUGUAAGUCUGUAGUGUCGUGAAAAGCAUCUACAUGACCUAUUUGCCCCCAGAACAGAAAUUAAACACAGGAAAAAGAUAAGGUUAAAGGAGAGGAAAAAUAAAGAAUUUUGAAAGGUUUGUUGCUUCUGUUUGUAUGGAUUCAUCUGCAGAAAAAGGCUGGUCCACCCAGACUGGCCCUGUGCCUGGCACACCUACGAAGGCUUGCCUCUAGCAUCUCAGAAGCAGGAGGGGCUGGGAGAGUACCAGGGAUUGUGUGGCCCACCAUAUGCCCUGUGGUGACAGUUAAUGUAGUUUAAAGAAGGGGAGAGAGAGAAGAGCUAGUGGCAGAGUUGCAGGACCUCUGUCCUAUUCUGAAAGCAUGAAAACCCUGCCAAGUCUAAACAAUGGAAAGCCAGAAGGUGGGGGUAUGUUUUGCUUUUCAUUCAGUAAUGACUCAUUUGUGCACUGUAUCAUUCAUAUCAAACUACAUCAUUCGCAACUGCAUUAUGCACUGUUCCAGAAAUUCUUAAAUUUAAAAUGUAUUGCAUCUCAAUUAAACACAUUCCAUGAGAAUUUUGAUUUUUGUUUCUUUGUUGUUUGCUUUUGUUUUGGUGAUUGUUGCUAAAUUCUAAAUCCACGUUUCUUCUAGAUGUAGGUAAAAGUCAGGUACAGAAUGUGUGUCAUACACACUGCAUCACAUGUGCACAGAAAAAUGGGGGCUUCCCUGCCUCACGUCACCCAGUGCACUGGGAGGGCUCCGUUGCUUUCCUGGCAACACAGAGCAGACCUGAUGCCCACUUCAUAAGUUUGGAUGACUCAUUAGAACUCAACAUUUGAGAACCAGGAAUUUGCCUGGAGGUGAUACAGCCACUGUCUUCUCCCAGGAUUCACCCUGAGUUAGCCUGUAGGGAUCCUCUUCUGGAGCUACAGGAGAAGAAAAAAAGGUGAAGGCAGAAAUAGUCCAUCUCAUUGAUAGGCCGACCCUCAUCAGACACUCCUAAGAAAAUCCCUCAUAAAUAUUUAGCUGUACUUCUAAGACAUGUGACCUGUGAUCAUUUAUCCUACAGUGAUCAUAACCUUCUCGACUUGGGCCACCUAAGUCUCUUCAGAAUCCCCAAAUUCUGUGGCCCUUCCACUGUUCUGUUUCCCUGCUUAUUUAUUCUUCUGUGUUUAGCUGCUCCACCUAUGUUGACAACCUCCCACAUUUACCUCCUGCUCAUAACGUGCUCCAGCCUGGGUAGCUGCCUCCUCACCAGGGCCUGGCACCCGCAGUGGCCCCGACUCAGUGUGUCAGCCAUAGCUGCCCUGUCUCUCACUCUGAACACUGUGGAAGGUAUCAGUGACGUCCAACAGCCAGGUCCACCACCAGCCUUCAUUCCUGAUCCCCUCUCCUCCGUUAAUCAGUCACCAAAUCCUGUUUGUUUUACUUCUUUCACUCCUGGAGUCUGGCCAUUUAUAUCCUUACAGUGGCCAAAAUCCAGUUGCAAACUAUUGUUCUUUUCUUACUUGAAAACUGCAAAAGCUUCUUAAUUAAACUUUCUCCAGUUGUGCCAUGGUCUGUAAUGUAAUCACGCCAAAUUUACAAAAUCGUGAAUGGAUCAAAUUCUGUUUCCAUUUAGCCAAUAUUCUCAAUUUAUAACCCAAACUCUUUGGUGGGUUGUGCUUCCCACCCAGAACUCAGCUGUCAGUGAUCAGGCUGAACAUCCACUGUGCUCCUCUCCAGUCUACUUCCAGACCCCUCGCACAGCCUUCCUUUUAUGUAAGGCGUUUCCUCUUGUCUUCUCUUGCCCACCACCAGCACAUACACAGACACUCACCUGGCCUCACCGCCUCCCUGGCUCUGAGUCACUGUCGGCAGGUAAUAGCACCCACUCUGGGAAUCCUACUUCAGCUCCACAAUCUAGGAUAAUUACUGCUAUCACAGUGGUUCUUAUCAGCCCACGACCAACAUUAGCAUCCACUAGGUGUUUGUGGAUGUGCAUAAAGAUAUACAUUCUAACCUUGCAUUCCCCUGGACCUAUCACAAGAGUCCUGAGGUGCAGAAGAGCGUUUUGUGCUUUGAAGUCUAGAGACAAUUCUGACGCCUGCCAAGGUUUGAGAGCCACUGUCUAAUACUGUGCAUUUCCACAGCAUCCUGCAUCCUCCUCCAUGGGGACACUCCACUUUGCUUGCAUAUUAGUAUUGCCUGAUUAUCAAUAUUGUUGCAGAGAUUCCAUAAUACUAUACAAAGCCUGAGCUCUAUCCCUAGAAAUUCAGACUUAAUUCCCUCUAUGUGAUGAAGCAUGUUAGAAGUCACGGUGAGACUCUCAGCUCUGUCGUGAGACUCACUACACUGAUGUUGCUCACUGAAUUCUGUCUCUCCCCUCACUUGCUCACAGCAGGUUGCGCUGUGUCUGUAUAGAUCACCACUGUGUCCCUGACUGGCUGUGUCUUGGAGUUGCAAGUAGCUUAGUCAACUUGGUAGAAGAAAUAGUGAAGCAUGAAUGCUUUGCACCCAUGAUUUUCCACCUUGUAUUUUCCUUUACUUGAAAUAUUUAUUUCUUUCUCAGUUCUGUGUGAGUACAGAAUUUCUGACCCAGUCUCCCAAUAGAUCGUCCUUCAAGGUAGUCAGAUUUCCCAAUAAAAUCUUAACUAAUAGUCAAAAGUCAGCUUUUAUGUUAUGAAUUAUUUUCAGUUUCUUAAAGGCAGCUGAAAAUGGAAUCAUUUUUAUCUUUGGUGUUCAAAACUUUUGAAUUAGCAAACAAGAUGUCUGUCAAGAUGUGGAGUUUAUGGUUAUUCCUACAGGAGUGAAACCAGGGGACAGUUCCUAGUACACAUGGAAACCGCAGUGGCUUUUAUAAAAGGUUUUGUCUGAAUUUAUGCUCAAAUUGCACUUGAGAUCUUACUUCCCAAUUAUGCAUUAAAAGGAAUGUGGGCAUCUCUAUGAUUGUUUUAACCUUCUCUGGCACUGGGACUCGGAGUGCUGAUCCUUGAUUUACUUUUAAAAUUUGGGGGAAAAACUUCAUCCUUUAACAGCUACAUAUUUCAAAUCUAUCUAGAAAACCUUCAGAAAUAUUUGAAGAGGAACAAAUUGUCCUUUUCAACCUGAAUUGAGACUGCAUAUGAAACAGUAAAACCUUUUGAACUGUAAUGACAAUGCAGAAAAAAAUCUUCGUGUGCUUUAAAAUAUGCAAGAUUAAAUAUGCAUGGUGCUAGAUAUGUCUGUCACUCUGGUCUCUAUUUCCUGAUGAUAAAAUACAUGCAGUGAAAUACAUGGCAUUUGAGAUUUUAACACUCUAAAUUACUCUUAUUGCUUGAAUUUGCACAAUUUUUCCACCUGCCCUAUCUUUACUGAUUCUGGAAGAGUGAUCCAUUACACUAUUCAUGUUUUAAAUUCAAAACACAAAAAUACAAACUAAGAAAGCAACAAUUUGUAGCAUAUUCCUUAUGCACAGAAUUUUUUUUUACUUUUGAAUAUUUGCAUGUACAUAAUGAGAUGUCUUGGGGUAAGACCCAAAUCUAAAUGUGAAAUACACUUAUAUACAUAGUCUACAAGUAAUUUUAGUCUGAAUGUCAUCUACAACCCAUCAAAUGAGCUAAAAAAUGAGCUGGAGUUUCCCACUAUGGUGACAUAUCAGCACUCAGACUUUACAGCAUCUUUUAUUGUGGAUUUCAGAUUACAGAUGCUGAAUCUAUACUAAAGAAAAUGUAGGUGCAGAUACCAAUGUUGUCCCAGAAUUAUUUAAAUAUAUGCAUCAUAAGGGAGUACAAUAACAACCUGAUUUUGUUUUCUUGACUGACUCUCUUGUGAGGCUCUAGCUCCUCCAGGGCAGGCACUGUCCCUCAUUAUUCAGAAAGCACUUGGUUAGGAGAGGCUCACACAAUCUGAAUAGCUGUGGUUGACUUCAGCCCACAUAUAAUAACAACACAAGUAUAAUAAACACUAGGUUGAGUGAAUUGUCAAAAGGCCAGAGUCUUAGUUCUUCCUUGGUCACUGGUUAUGAUGAGUGAAGCAAUUACAUUCUCUGAAGCUCAUUUUCUUAUUUGUAAAACCAGAAGAGCUGGACUUGGAGUCCUCUAAAGAUUCUUUUGUAUGAUUCAUUUUUCAGAUAUCAUGAACCUGACCUUGCAUCAUAAUAUAUGUGAGCAUUUAGAUAAACAACACACAUAUAUCAUACAUGCUUACUGACUGUACAAAUUAUGAUAAAAUAAAGGGAAAGAUAGAUUCAAGUUUUGCUAUUGUUACUUAAUAAUUUAUCCAAAUGCAGAGAGGCAACCAGGAGAAAACUGCCUGACAUAUGUGCUUCCUUCUACAAACACAUUUAAUAACAGCAUAACCUUAGCCCAAAACGUCCCAACUUAACAGUGAGAUACUUUUUCUAAAUAUACCCUGCCCUUUCAGGGUCUCCUCUGCUAUUUGGUGAUUUUAAAAGACACACUCCGGGAGUCUCCAGUUCCACAAUCUGCUACAUACAAUACGCAGAAAACUGAGAAAUCAAGUUUAAAACAUGGAGAGACAUUAUAAAUCAUAGUUUAAAUAUGAGAAAAUAAACAAUUUGCCAGAUCUCCAGCUAAUUAACAAAACCCACCUGGGACUACGAGGUUCACUCAAUUUGACCUUAAGAGUAAAGCAGAAAAGUGAAAUAUUCCAGAUACCUAGCCAGUGCAGCUCCAGGGGAGAAAAAUGGGGCCUUGAUUGACUUGCAACAGAAAUACAUUUUCUGAGACACAAUAUUGCUGGAAAGUAGAUGAGUCAAAAAGGAGCAAAUGGAUAUGCAUCAGUUCAUAAGCCGUCGUCAUCUGAAAAGCUUGGCAUAAAAGUUUCCUAUCAGACACAGCAUACACAUUUGCUCCUUAAGCAUUCAAGAACCAUUUAGUUUAUUUCUGGUAGGAUUUCUGAGGUUUUCUCCUGAAGAAGGGAAUGAUAACUACAAGGGAUGCCCAGAGACACACACAGUGGAUGCACAGUGCUUCCUAAGUGCUAGAGCCCUGCCCAGCAGCUAACUGGACUUCUGCCCUCCUAGACUUUGCAGAGUUUCAUUCCCAGGAGUCAAGAAGGGACACUUUCAGGCCCCAUGGAGUGAAAGCUCUGCUGUUAAUCCAUAGCUUCAUCCGCCAAAGACUGUAGCAUUUAAAUCAUUCAGAGCAUAAUAUAGUAACCAUUUACAUCUACAUAGCAUGAUCUAGAUGUCAGGCAAAGUUAAUUAAUCCCCUAAGAACCCUAUCAGGAGGUAUUAUUUACUUCCACUUUAAGUGAUGUACCAAUGAGCCUCUGCUGUAUAAUGAACCAGGAAUUCGUGCAGAAAAACUACCACUGAGAAGUCAUCAACCACAAUAAGGGAAAUCCUGUUGGCUUUGGUUGCAAAGAAAUUGAAUAAAGUCCUGGAUUAUUUUGGGUUUAGGGAAUUUCUUAGCUAAGAAGGAAGGGGUGAGAGUUAAGGAUGGCAAAAUAGUAACCAUAAAGGAGAUGAUGCCCCUGGGUUGCAGUGGUGCUGUUUAUAGAUGUAAUCUGAUCUGAAACAGACACCUUCCCUUGAACAUCCCUAAUAUUUGUCUCUUGGUUCAAAUCCAAUAGAUAGCAAGAUGAGGAAAAUGAAGGGGUUUCUUAUGUUAAAAGUAGUUUAUGAACUUUAGUUUUCAUCCAUUUUUAUAUUUUUCUUCAAAUUUUUUUGUGACAGCUACUUUCACCCUGACACCCCAGCUUCUUCCAUUUGCUUUCUAGAAUAAUGUCACACAGCUGGAAACCUCAGCAUGUAGGACGAGCCUUGAUGUUCAUGUCUAUUUCUUUGUCUACAGUGCUUUCGCUUGCUCUUUAAAUAAACAUUCCUUACAAAUUGUGGUUCCAGCAGCAUUAUACCUUCAAGCAUUUUGUGUAAUGUAGCACUCUGAUUCCUCUAAUUAGUAAAAUUUUGAAAAUCACAUUCAAGGCAAAAUGUACUGACAACCUUAAAUCUGUCCUGGAAAGAACACUGACUGCUUUGACAGAGUGUAUUCAAAUACCACAUCACAUAAAUUCAAUUAUAAAAACAAGGCCUGGGGGAAUUUAUUUAAUAAUCAUAUAUUAAGGCUGUUUGAGAACUCAUUGCCUUAGCAUGAUGUUAUGGAAUGCAAACAAAAAAUUAAAUUUAUUAAGAAGAACAAAAUCAGGGCCGGGGAUUUAGCUCAGUGGCUCAAGCUCUUUGCCUGGUAAGGGUGAGGUCAUGAGUUCAAUCUGCAGAACCAAAAACAAAACAAAACAAAAAAAGACUUAAAAAAAAAAGAAAAACAAAAUCCACAUUUCUUCAGAUAAUAAUGGUAGGCAGAAUAUUUUUUCCUGCAAUUCCUGUUCAAGAAUUUCCAAGAAAUGCUCCAGAAGGAGAGGUGGACAGAGUUUAUUGCUAAACCUACAGAAAGAGUCCAAGAACAAAAGCAGCAGGAGAGAUGAGUCCUUUAUUUCAGCGAUAAGAGUGGAUGACUGAAUUCACGGAAGCUGUAUUUUCCAAACUCUUCUUCCAAACUGGCCAAAUGCUCAGAGCCUUUCCAAGUACAGCCUGCAGCUUCAAACCAUAUUGGUGAAAACAAAGAAUUCUUUGGAUUAUACUAAUAUCUGCAAAAAAUGAAACUUUGUUUCUCCCCUUCCCAGUUCUCCUCUUUCCUUAUCAUACACAUUCUCUCAUUUUUGGAGAAGAUAGUGUAGAAACUGAGCACUGCACAAAAUUGAGUAAGAAGACAAUUUGUUAAGUCUCAAUAAAAGGAGGCAAGUAUAGCUUACCAAUGAAAACAUUCUUGAAAUACCCAUUUAGCACCAUUUGAGGGUCUUCUCCCACAAUAUGUGUAUAGUGAGUUUUCCAAGGUAAAAAUUGUACAAUUAGUCAAUAAUCAUCUCUUUCAUAGGAAAAAAACCAUUUAGUUUAAAGAAAGGGAAACAAUAGGCUGUCUCUUGAAGAUGACCACCUGUCCAAUGAGUUUGGAUCCAAAUGGCUUCUGUAUGUGAGAUUAGAUGAUAUUUAACCCUAAACUCAGUCCAGGGGCUCAGGGGGAGCUUGGCCGUCCCAAGGAUGUAUUGCUGAAGGAUGCGCUGAGCAGAAGCAAUCAAUUCACAGUUACCUUAGAAAGGAAAGAUAGAUUGAUUCUCUUAAGGCAGGACAAAGAAAAUUGGCAGCUCAUUGUUCCUGGCUCAUUUUUUUUCACUACAUUAUGGAUUUUAGUCACUAUUACAGGAAAGAAAGAUAGGAAAUAAGUAAAACUUUUUUCAGAUUGUCCAACAAAAUCAGAGCUUCACUGACAAGAGCAGCUGUAAAGCUUUCACUCAUUCUUAAAAUACCUGCUGAACAAGGUAUCAUAGAAAACAGACUAUCCAGGUUUGGCCUGUCAAAAUCGUAGCAUGGCAAAGAUAAAAUAUUUACGCUAAAAAGUGAAUUCAUGCCACAAGGAAAGAAAUGAUAUCAAACUGAAACACUGAGAAAAUUAAUUCCCAGCAAGCAAUUGCUUCUGACUUGGGUUUCUUGUUUUGGAGGAGGGCAGAGCAGUAAUCAGAAACAGGGAAGCAAAAUCCAGAAAAAAAGAAUCAUGAGCAAGGUUCAGAAAUAGCAAAUCUCUAGGCAUUUCAUGAUAGUUUUGAUUUAGCAAAUAAAAAGGUGGAUGUGAUUCAUGACGAUUUCCCUGAAAAUGGAAGAUAAAGCACAUUUCAUCACCAGGUUGUCUGUGGUUGAGUUUUUUAAAUACAUACAAAUUACUGCUCAGAGCCCCCCGCCUCCCUGAAAAAGUAAUCCUUCAACAUUUGGAGAACUCCAGUAUGUCUUAUUUGUAUACUGAAUCCUCCCUGUUAACUUCCUAUUAAACAAACCUGUGUGUCUUCUACAACAGGGAUUCUCAUCCUCAGCACUACUGACAUUUUAGAAUAAUCCUUUGGUAAGGAACCAUGCCAGGCAGAGAUCACUCAACAGGCAUAUGUGAAAGCAACAAGGCGUUCAAUUUCAUACUUGAAUGCAGGCAGACAGAGGGCCGAAGAGGCCAUCUGCAGGAAACAAAGGCAGGCAGGCUUCUCUAUAUGGUGUCUUAGUUACUUUUUACACAUUGCUGAGACAAAAUACUUGAUGCGCAAAUUUAGGGAAGGAAGGUUUAUUUCUUACAGUUUUUAAAGGUUUCAGUCCAUACUAAGUUGGCUCCCAGGCAGCAUGACAUGGCAAGGCAGCCAUUCACGGCCACUGCAAACAGCAUAAAUGAAAGCGAAAGCAAAGAAGAAAGACCCGCCUUCUUCCCGUGGUUACACUGGCUCCACCCCUGGGAAGGUGAAACAGUCACAUUACUAAUCUGAGCGCUAGACAAUGAACCAAUCACAAAUGCUAGAUUCAGUAACCUCCAAGCCUGAAUGAGGCUUUGGGGGAACAUUUAAAUAAACCACAACUAUAACUUGAAAGAAGGCAAGGGACAUUAGAUAGGGAAGACCUUAGGAAUCAUCAGUGGUCAAAUUUUUCUAAAUGUCUUGUGCCUUAGUGAGUAAAGUCCUUGAGCUGUCCAGUGUCUUCAGAUAUCCUGAUGCUUGGAAGAGUCCAUGCUCUGUUUUAUCCCUUUUAUGAUAUCCUGUGUUUGCGGAGAGCAACUUUGGUGCUGAGCUGGGCCUUCAUUGAGAACAAAGCCACUGCUGGUACACAGGUUGGACAAUGGGAAAGUCAUGUCCAAAUCAAGCCUGACACCUUUGUUGGAAGAACAGGACAAUGUUCAGCAGUAACCCUGACCUCUGUUUACUAAGAGUCAAUGGCAGCCCUCCUAACUCAUGUCUGACGAUGUACAAUCUCUUCAGACAGUACCAGAUCCCCUUAAAGAACACAAUCAGCAGGCUCAGAGUCUGCAGCCUGCAAUGAGUCAGUGUGCUAAUGGCUGCUUCUCUCUGUGCAAUGAAAACUAGAAAAGUCUUUUGCAUUCCAAAUAUGAAGACUCUGCACGAAAAGGAAUUUAUCUUUUGCCAUGCUACUCUGCUUUCAGUGAGAACAUAUAUAUUAUCCAGCCAUUUAUAUAUGUGUGCCACCACUUAUCUAUGAAUACUAAAAUUAUACAUUCCAGAUUAUUCAAAUUCCUCAUAAAAUUAUUCACAAAACUUGGAUUUAAAGCAUUUUAAAAUAGAUAGCAGGUGAACUUCUUUCUAUGCAAAACAUGAAUCAAAUUCCAAAACUAUCAAAGAUUGCAAGGUCAAGAUCAUUGAGUAAUGGUCUCAAUUUGGGAAUUAAAUACCAAUAGCAAAAAAGGAACAAGGAGAUCAAAACUUGAACUAAGUCUUUAAAGGUCUUUGAGCUGUGUAUUUUUAUUUCAUUUUCUUUGCUGAAAUACCAGAAAAAUUAAGAUGUGAGCAAUGUUUAUUACAUCCACUUGAUUUUUUAAAAUAAUAUAUUUUAUGAACUUUUUCAUGAAGAAACUGAGUCUCUUUAAAUAUAUAUAGAACAAUAAAUUAUUCCAAAAUAAAUAAAUGUACAUUAUGUUUCAAGUAUAGAUUACAUAACCCAAAUCUUUAGAAAGAAAGCUGGAGCUGUGAAAGUAAGACAAAAUUUUUUUUGUUUUUGCUUUGCUGGGAAUUGAAUCCAGGGUCUCACACAUGCUGUGCAAGCACCUCACCUGAGCUAAAAUCUCUAGGCUAGAAAUUUUAAAAGGUUAUGCUCAUUGCCCAAAAAUCAUUAUUUUAAGGCAUUUAUUUUACUUUCUGUAAUAAAGUUAGUUGCUAAAUUUGUGAAUAAAUAUAAAGCAUUUAUGUGCCAUAAUUUCUGUAAUUAUCUUUUUUUUUUUUUGUCCUUCAAUGAAGCUCUUUCUGCAGGGUUCUAGAACAUCGGGUAAGAGUACAGUGUUGUCACUAGAUAGAUACCUGCUGUCAAUACACACUAAAUAUGCAAAUUUAUGUGAACAAAGAAAUCAAACCUGGGCAACAUACUUCCAUUGUUAAAAAUCGCCAUCAUUAGAAUCAAAGAUAUCUGUAGGUGAAAGGAACUAUGGGAAUAUUAGCAUAUGACUAACAAAAUACUGCCAAAGAUCCAAUGCAGUCCACUGUGGACUUUAAACUUUCUAAAAUUAAAAGUUCUAUAUUCUUCUUGCCAAUAGACAAUGUUUCAGUUUGUGAGAUCAGAAAUAGAUAUGGUGCCCUGGUUCUCCUUGUUUAUCUUAGAAAUAAAGUACUUUGUCAUGAUGGAGACACAGUAUCUUCUUUGCUUUUCAAAACAUAAAGCAGGAGAUUGGUACCAUGGUACAUGCCUGUAAUUCUAACGUUUUGGGAUGCUGAUGAGAGCAGGAUCCCAAGUUCAAAUCCAAUGUGGGCAACCUAACAAGAACUUCUCUCAGAAUAAGAAAACAAAAACAGGAGCUAAGGAUAAUAGCUCAGUGGUAGAGUGUGCUGGCUUGAUUCCCAAUAAUACACCUCUAUACAUGCACGUACAAAGGACCAUAAAGGAAAUAGCACUAUUAUAAGACAUAAUAUAUUUUUAUAACUGUUCACUGUUACAAUAAAAGUCCAACACAGAAGCAUAGAUUCUUUUUUUAUUAAUUUUAUUUUAUUUAAAAGGAAAAAGAGAAAAAAAGCAGAACAAACAAAACAGUGUAAGGGUACAAGUAAUUCAGAACUACAGUAAGCUAUCACCAGUCAAUAGACCACUCGCUAUCAUCUUAGAAACGGUGUUUCAGGUCACAGGAUCAAAGCACACAAAGCAAACAUUCAAACAGUGAGACUGCAAACAGUUGUGUUCAGUAAUCCAAUCCAAAAUAUUAAUAUGGUCUUCUAUGUAACACACCUAAACACCCUUGCUGUUGUAUCCUUCAGGGCACUUUUCUUUCCCUCUCUUUAUUACAACAAAAUUUACACACUUUGGGCUUUAUUGCUCCCUUAGAUCUUAUUACUUUUUUUUUGUAAGAAAAUAAAAUCAAGCAUGACAAAACAAAGCUGUCAGUCAAAACCAAGGAUAGACAUAGCACAUGAUGUAAAAACAGAGUAUACAGUACAAGGUUAUCAACAAUGGUUACCAUAAUGACUCUUGCAUCCUUAAGAAGAAUUGUCUACCUCUUUAGGUAUUAUAAAGUUAAACAAAACAGUAGAGAAUAAGACCAAUAAAACCUAAACUUUGUAAAUCUUACAGAACCUCAAAAGAGGAUAAUAGUCAAACCAGAAUGGGCAUCAUAGUGAAUCUUAUUGCCCUCAAAGUAGUUGCCUAUACUCUGAUACUUGAUACUUUCAUACAGAGCAGAAUAGAGUCUAAUCAGUCAAAACAAGAUAACAGGGGUAUUACAGGACUUCAAGUUGAUAGGAAAUCAAAAAAGAUACUAUAAUAUAUCCUGCUAGUUUUUUUAUUUUUUCCCCUUAGUUUAAAAAAGAAAUUUUAAAAAUUAAAUAAUUUUUUAAUGAAUAAGGGAGAGGUUGAGAUAAAAGGGGGCAUAACAACAUAACAGUACAGGUUAAUGCAUGACACUUUCAGCAACCUAGUGCUUCACCACCAAAUAACCCAACUUAAUAGUAGUUACCAUAGUGUCUUUUUCUUUGAAAUAUUUGAAUAUAAAGAAGCAUAUUUUCUUACAUCCUGUGGUUUCUAGCCCUUCCUACUAUGCUAUCCUGAACCAUAUGCUUGACAACUUUUCUCAUUAAGCAAUUAUGUAACUUACACGACCUUGGUGUUGGAAAAAUUGACUUUGAUCAUGUAUUUCACAUUUGCUGUGAGUGGGCUUUGUAGUUACAGAACUCCUGUAAGGUAAUUUUUAAAACUGCUUUUCGGUAAAAGGAAGCUUUUUUUCCCCAGCAAAAGAAAUUAAAGGAAAAUAUAGAUGUCUAGGAAAGUGAUGGAUCAUGGCGGUAAAAUAUAAGAUUUAAGAAAUGAAUGGUUAAAAUACUCCAAUCUUUUCAUGUCUAUAUCCAGUAAUUCUGUUUGGUAAGGAAGACACAGCAGUUUUCCUUCUCGUUGUUUUUCUCAGGUGGAAUGAGGGUUGGGAGGUCUGUCUACAGAAGCCCACACAUAUGUCACCAAUUUUCUCCUUCCUCCAUGUUCCUGUCCUGCAGAUCAUGAAGAACGAAGCCCAAGAACACAGCAGCAGGGAACUGGGUGUAGUUUAUUAGAAAAAACAGAAAAGCUCUCUCCAGCUGAGGGGCCCCAAGGGAGGAAGCUAUGGAGGAAUUCAAGUCCAGAGGUUUAUAUGCAGACUUUGUACAAACAUGAAAUGGUGUGGUCAUGCUUUUGCUGUCUUCUGACAUUAGAGAAUGAGCUUUUCCUCACAGUCUAACUUCCCAGGGCUUCUGUCAGUUUACUGGGGCUGGUGCCUGCACCUGCCUAAGCCCUUUAUUUCCUGAUCUCACACAUGUCCAUUACUUCUCUGUGCUAAAUGGAUUUUAAAUUCUGACCCUUGCCGGGGAUUUAGCUCAGCAGCAUAAGUGCUUGCUUGGCAAAUGCAAGGAUAUAAAUUUAAUCCCCAGUACCAAAAACAAAAACAAAAACAAAUUCUGACCCUUGCCAUCAAUAUGUUCAUUAUUCUUUCUUAAAAACUUAGUUAAAGGGGCUGGGGAUUUAGCUCAGCGGCAUAAGCACCUGCCUUGGAAGCAGGCAGUCGUGAGUUCGAUCCCUGGUACCGAUAAAAAGACAAAAACUUAGUUAAAAGGAGUAAGUGCUGGAGUAUUCAAAAUCCAAUAUGGUAUUUCAUAAUUACAGCAAGUAACUGAUGCUAGGAGAGAUCACUGAAGUGAUAGUUGAGAAAAUUUCCUCAGUUUUAACAAUAUGUUUAUAACAGUUGAAAGGAAUUAGGCUGACAGUUAUAAAUCUUCCGAGUCAUUAACAAUAUAUUUUUUAACAAUAUGAUUUGGCAGGUAUGUUCUUUUGAAGGGAACUAUUGAAAAAAGAAAACUACCAAAUCCAUUAACAUCUUGUUGAUAACGUUCUCUUU
Molecule: messenger RNA, 15223 nt
Organism: Cavia porcellus (domestic guinea pig)
Lineage: Eukaryota; Metazoa; Chordata; Mammalia; Rodentia; Caviidae
Gene: Marchf1
Product: membrane associated ring-CH-type finger 1
Exons: 10
Coding region: 482-1831 (449 amino acids)
Biological process (GO): protein polyubiquitination; antigen processing and presentation of peptide antigen via MHC class II; immune response
Cellular component (GO): lysosome; cytoplasm; early endosome membrane
Molecular function (GO): zinc ion binding; ubiquitin protein ligase activity; MHC protein binding
Source: RefSeq, a predicted model, not a curated record